Messenger RNA from Owenia fusiformis, 4120 nucleotides. The record is from the annotation of a GenBank genome assembly. Lineage: Eukaryota; Metazoa; Annelida; Polychaeta; Sabellida; Oweniidae.
CAAAAUUAGCAAAAAAGAGGGAACCGAACAAAGUUCAUUCAAUUGAAUCAAACCGAGUUAUUUGCGACCGAUUUGAUGAAGCCCCCUUUCAGAUAAAUUAUCAGGAGCUUCUAGUCGACAAAAUAAAGUAAAGGUUGAUGAUAGAAUUAGGAAACAAGCCACAAAAAGGUGAUUUGCUUCACGCAGGCAAUGCACAAUUAGUAGAAGCACUCCUGAAGGAAUCUAAAGAGGGGCGCAUUGGCUUAGACAUCAAUUGUAAAGGUACCUCAAAGUCAAACCAUGGUUGGACCCCUUUACUUCUUGCCAGUUAUUUUGGUCAUAAAGAAGUUGUUCAACUUUUACUGGAGUAUGGAGCAGAUGUAGAUAUUGCCAAUGAUGUUGGAGACACGCCUCUACAUAGAGCUGCAUACACAGGACGUGUUGAGGUUGUUAUGCUACUGCUUGCCAACGAUGCUGAUGUCACAAUCAUAAAUGCAGAGGGGCAGAGAGCAAAGCAUAUUGCAAAAACUACAGAUAUCAAAGAGUUAAUUGAAGCGGCAGAGCAAUAUGAGUGUCGAAAAAGGGAAGUUGAAUUCCUGGCAGCCGCAAGAGAUGGUGACACAGAGAAGCUUCAGCAAAUGUUAAAAGAUGGCAACGGGCCUAGCAUCAACUGUGUGGAUAAGUUUGGUAACAGUGCCCUACAUUGUGCAGCUUAUAGAGACAGAAAAGAAGUUGCAGUGCUCCUUUUUCAGAAUGGGAUUAAUCCAAAACUAACAAAUGCCAAAGGGCAAACUGCUCUAAUGAUGUGUAAAAGCACAUCCAUGAGGUGUGUCCUGGAUGUUAGGCCAAUCCAAACAUUGCUCAAGGAAGUUUGUCGCUUUGAAGGUACACUAUUGAAGAAAGCACGACUUAGACUGAAGUAUGUGUGGGUUGUCUUAGAUAGAGGUGUCAUGUCUUCCUUCAAGACAAGGGCUGAUGCUACAACAGGGUCAAACAGAAAAGGCUUUAAGUACUUGGAUGAUGCAAAAGUUAUGGUGCGUGCAGAUGACCCCAGGGAGAUAAGGAUAAACUUCUCAGAUGACACACAUCAUGUUUUCCUCGUUGAUCCCACUGACUCACAAGCCUGUCAUAUAACAAAACAGAAAUGGUUGAAUGCCUUACAAGAGCAUAUCAGCUUUAGCACAUACUAUACCAGAAAGGGGAGUGUCAAUAAUGAUGAAGAGCUGGAUGAUCUCAUGCCUCUUGGCUCCCUUCAAGAUGCUUUACAGACAUCCCAAGCACAUCAACAGCUUUUAGAGAGACAAGUUGCCAUGGUUACAAGCUUAGUAAACAAUAUGUCUGAUGAAAGGAACCACAAAGGAAAUGCCAACCAAGUACGUCAGAAACUGCCUCAAAUUGUGGAAAGUAGUCGGGAUAUGUGCACAUCUCUUCAUCACUGUUUGACUUUAUUUACGCAACAGGAAGAGUUACGAAAACUGCAGUUAAAACAAGAAAUGGAGAAAUCACGAGUUCUUCAAGACGCGCUUCAUGCGCUAGCGACAGAGCAUCACGAGUUGGAAAAAUCUGUGUCAGAAAAGAGGGCGCCAGCACGAUAUGAUACCGACGAUGAUGAGUUUUAUGAUUGUGAUGAAGAUGAAGAUUCGGUAGAACUUCAGGUACCAGAAAAAGAAACAAGAACAGGGUCAUAUGGAUCCUUGCCCGAUAAAGACUUCUACAUGGCUGAUGACAAUACAUUGAAAUCAGACAAAUCAGAAAUGGAUUUAAGUAGUAUUGAUGCUAAUAGUAAAAGAGAUACUGAUAACGCAUUAGACAAUACAACAGGAGAUAAUGCCACAAAUGCAGUACAAAACCCUAGUGCAAUUUCACAAACUACGGCCAAAUCGGCUGACUUUUACAUUGGAAAUGGAAAAAUGGACAAUGGACACAAUAAGUCUGUGAUAAUUGGCAAUAGAAGGAUUAAAACAUGGAAUUGCAGAACAAAUCUUCCAGUAGAGAUGUUUUCCAGGAAUGAAUUCAGUGUCUGGAGCAUACUCAAACAAUGCAUUGGCAGGGAACUUUCCAAGAUCACCAUGCCUGUAAUCUUCAAUGAGCCGCUCAGUUUCUUACAGCGCAUCACAGAGUACCUAGAAUACGCUACACUGCUGCAGUACGCCAGUCACACUGAUGACCCUGUGCAAAGACUGGAGUAUGUGUCUGCAUUUGCUGCAUCUGCCUCAGCCAGUAAUUGGGACAGGGUGGGCAAACCAUUCAACCCUCUGCUAGGGGAGACUUAUGAAUUAACCAGGGAGGACCUCGGGUUCAAGAUAGUAUGUGAACAAGUUAGUCACCACCCACCAAUUAGUGCUUUCCAUGUUGAAUCUCCCUUCUACAAGUUCAGCGGCUCAAUUCAUCCAAAACUGAAGUUCUGGGGAAAAACUGUUGAGUGUGUCCCCAAAGGAGUCAUCACAUUGCAGUUAUUAAAAUACAAUGAAACAUACACCUGGUCUAACAUCAAUUGCAGUAUACACAAUAUCAUCGUAGGAAAACUAUGGAUUGAACAUCAUGGUGUUAUGGAGAUCCAGAACCACAGCAAUGGGAUGAAGUCAGUACUCAAUUUUAAGCAGGGAGGCUGGUUCGGAAAGGACUUACACAAAAUAGAGGGAUUUAUUUAUGAUAAAGACAAGAACAAACUAAAGGCCCUCUAUGGUAAAUGGGUAGAAAGUCUUAUCAGCUGUGAAGUGAAAGAGUAUGAAAAUGCAUUACAGAAUGCUCCUACAAAACACAUACCAGUCCCCAAACUUAAACUUUCCAGACCAAGGUCAAAUCCGUCAAAUAGUAAUAAUGGUUCAGGUGAGUUUAAGGAUUGCCAACAAGGGGAGUCACGCCUGUCCUUGAAUGACAGUGAUAUAGACGAUGAUAUCCCCAGUAUUGGUUCCACGUUUGAUCUCCAGAUUCCUGGCCAGUCAUUGCUUUGGCAAGCAGACCCUAGACCACCCAGCUCAGAGAAAUAUUACAGUUUUACGCUGUUUGCAAUGAUGUUGAAUGAGCUAACAAGUGACAUACGCCAGCAUUUACCUCACACAGACUCUAGAUUGCGGCCUGACAUCAGACUACUAGAAGAUGGCAAUAUAGACUUAGCUGCAGAGGAAAAGGUGCGCCUAGAAGAGAAACAGAGAGCUGCAAGGAAAGAAAGGAAACGAUUAAAGGAAGAAUGGACACCAAGGUGGUUUGAAAAUAGAAUUCACCCACAAACUGGAAAGGAGGACUGGUUUUUCACAGAUAAAUACUGGGACAGAAAUGAUGACAAUUUACCUGAUAUAUUCUAGGAGCAUUUUAAAAUACCCAAUUAGUCAAAGGAGGUCUCUCAAUCCCAGAAUAUCUCUGUAUUAUGCAAUCAGCUGGUUUGAUUGGCUCAUGAAGUGAAAUAUGGUGUCAAUGUGAAAUACAGAAUGGGGAAUUAAAUGGAAUAAACAAAUAUAUUCUCCAUGGAAUCUCUUCAUGCUUUAAAUCAGGAUUUGAGAGAAAGUAGUUAGAAUGCCAUAAUGAACCAUAGUCAAGUACCAACUUUUCCUACUCAAACAACAUAAAACCAUGUUAUCGCAAACUUCAAAGUAUAUUUCAACCCAAUCAUCACCAUUUAUCUUUUAACCAAAUAUAGUUACAUCAACUUCAAGUGCAAAUGAUGAAAUAAAUUAUGACGGAGCUCCAUCACGCUGUUAUAGGAAUGGCCCGUUAUUUUAACUAGAUGGUGACAAGUGAUUUAUGUUUUCCUGUACUAGCAAGUGAGGCUGUAUCUUGGUAAUGUCCAGUUGGCUAGCCAUUAAUUCAACCCAUUUGGACCAGACCUAACAACAUGGACCAUAUGGAUUAUUGGAUGAGACUGUCUCAUGUUCUUCGGUGUUAACCCCCACUGGAGUUUCUGCAAUACCAUUCCUCUGCUACUUGUUUAGAUUAUGAUUAUACAAACUACUUCCGUGUCAACAUCCCUGAUCUGAAUGACUAGUGGAACAAUUUGUGAAAUCAUAUUAAACCCUUGGGAUUACUUGAGACUGUCUUUAGGAACAUCAUUAAUCAUGUUAAUGGAGUUUUGUAUGAGCCAUUGUGCUUACAUCUGCAUGUCAACUGAGUAGCUCUGCAGGCACUUGAUUCCAGCAGGAAAUCA